Molecule: messenger RNA, 1812 nt
Organism: Raphanus sativus (radish)
Lineage: Eukaryota; Viridiplantae; Streptophyta; Magnoliopsida; Brassicales; Brassicaceae
Product: integrin-linked protein kinase 1-like
Exons: 12
Coding region: 236-1615 (459 amino acids)
Biological process (GO): protein phosphorylation
Molecular function (GO): ATP binding; protein kinase activity; protein binding
Source: RefSeq, a predicted model, not a curated record
UUCUCCAGCGACGACCUUUUAAAGACCAGCUUUUUCUUCUCCAUUACGGCAUCACACACCUCUAUAUAUAUAUAUAUAUAUAUAUAUAUCACCACUUAUUUAUUCUCUCUCCCUCUCUCACAGCAUUUUCUCUGAGAUAUACUUUUCUCGAUCUUUGUGUAGAAAGUUUUGAUUGUUCGUUGACCCUCCAAGAUUUUCGGACCAAACUAGUUUUGUCUGUUUUUUAUUCAAAGAGAUGGAAAAGGGAUUCCUAAAGCCGUCGUUUUCGAUCGGAAAGCUAUCUUCUCUGGCGCCGGAGAAGAUUCUGGAGCCGUCUGUUCACUCGGAAGAAGAGGUUUUAGAGGAUGGAGAAGAGAUCGACGGUGGAGUGAGACUUAUGUAUCUGUCCAAUGAAGGUGACAUUGAAGGGAUCAAGGAGCUUCUUGAUUCAGGGAUCGAUGCUAACUACAGAGACAUUGAUGAUCGUACUGCUCUCCACGUGGCGGCUUGUCAGGGACUCAAAGAUGUCGUCGAGCUACUUCUUGAUCGGGAAGCUGAAGUUGAUCCUAAAGAUCGAUGGGGAAGCACGCCUCUUGCAGAUGCGAUAUUCUACAAGAACAUUGAUGUAAUCAAGAUUCUUGAGAUUCAUGGAGCUAAACAUCCGAUGGCUCCAAUGCACGUGGAAACUGCUAAUGAAGUCCCUGAAUAUGAAAUCAAUCCUGAUGAACUUGAUUUCACUCAAAGCAAAGAGAUAUCAAACGGAACUUAUUGUAUGGCAAUGUGGCGUGGCAUUCAAGUUGCGGUGAAAAAGCUGGAUGAUGAAGUUUUAAGCGAUGAGGAACAAGUGAGGAAAUUUCACGAUGAGCUUGCAUUGCUCCAAAGGCUUAGGCAUCCAAACAUUGUUCAGUUUCUUGGUGCUGUAACUCAAAGUAAUCCAAUGAUGAUUGUUACUGAAUAUUUACGUAGGGGGGAUUUGCGUGAAUUGCUCAACAGAAAAGGGCAUUUAAAACCAGCUACUGCCGUUAGAUAUGCCCUUGAUAUUGCAAGGGGAAUGAGUUAUCUUCAUGAGAUCAAAGGAGACCCUAUAAUCCACAGAGAUCUUGAACCUUCAAACAUAUUGCGGGAUGAUACAGGGCAUCUGAAAGUUGCAGACUUUGCAGUAAGCAAGCUUGUUACUGUUAAAGAAGACAAGCCUUUGACAUUUCUAGACACUUCUUGUCGAUAUAUUGCUCCCGAGGUUUUCACCAGCGAAGAAUACGACACCAAAGCUGAUGUUUUCUCCUUUGCAUUGAUCGUUCAAGAGAUGAUCGAAGGAAGAAUACCCUUUGCGGAAAAGGAAGACAGUGAAGCUUCAGAAGCUUAUGCAUGCAAAGAGCGUCCAUCUUUCAAAGCUCCAUCCAAGCAUUACCCUCAUGGACUUAAAUCAUUGAUAGAAGAAUGCUGGUCAGAUAAACCGGCCAAGCGACCGACUUUUAGAGCGAUCAUUAAACGGCUUGAGUCCAUUCUUCACCAUAUGGGUCACAAGCGACAAUGGAGGAUGAAGCCAUUGACAUGCUUUCAGAAGUUCGAGCACAAGAAGAAACAUAAUUCGGAUGUUAGCAGCCCUGAUGGCUCAUCAUCGGGUUCACAUUUGUGAUUCUUUAACGGUUGAAAAUGAUUCUUGUAUUCUUUCCGGUUAGUUUGGCUUUCCUAUAAACAACCGAAAUUUUACUUUGUAAUUUUGUUUUACUUUGAUGAAAGUCUUAGUGUGAACAGAAGUUGCAUUUCAUUUUAGUAUGAAGUUGUAACGAAUUGUUUCAAUCGAGUUUUUUUCUCAAAAUGUUCUUUACUUUC